Molecule: messenger RNA, 917 nt
Organism: Sitophilus oryzae (rice weevil)
Lineage: Eukaryota; Metazoa; Arthropoda; Insecta; Coleoptera; Curculionidae
Product: myb-like protein X
Exons: 5
Coding region: 82-816 (244 amino acids)
Source: RefSeq, a predicted model, not a curated record
GCCUAUAGAUUUUUAUUUUUGCGGAAGAAUAGAGAAGAUGAAGACUGGAGCGGCGAUCCUGCAGAUUCAUCAAUUUAUUUGAUGCAGGACACUCAACAUAUGACUUUACCAAGACCUUUCAGGAAUCAGGAAAGCUUCAGAGAAAGUUCUAGAGAAAAUAUCAGCAGGGAAAAAUCUCCAGAAAUAGAUCAACGCUACUCGAGGUAUACCCAUGACGAGCUCAAAUUCUCCAAAUCUUUAGACGAAGACUACAGAAAAUCGAAUAAUAAAAUAAAAUAUUUAGAGAAACCAAUUUCAAAGUUUAGUGAUAACAAGUAUUUACUUAAACAGAAAUCUUCAGUUAGGGAACGUGAAGUCAAAGACGAUUAUAGAGAAAAUGAACGGGAAAUUGCCAAAGAAAAUUUCCGGAAAUCGUUAGAAAAGGAACUGUUAAAUAGGAAUGGAAAUAAGUACUUGGAAAAGUCAAUUAUUUCUUCAGAGAGAUAUUUUGGAGAAGAGGAGAAGAAAGAUACGUACUAUUACAAUGAGAGAGAAAGAAACGGGAGAUAUAGUGAAGAUAGGAAGAAGAGUGAGAAAGAGAAAUAUUUCGAAGAUGAUGGGUUUGAUGAAAAUAUUAGAUCUAGAAAUAACUCGUCUGAUUUUGACAAAGAACGUCCAACUCGUACCUUCUCCUACGAGGAAGAGGUAUUUUUCGAGGACCAAAAGCCAUACAAGGAAUACCCAGUGCCGAAAACCAGGCAAAGUUCCUCGAUAAGGAAGAUUCCGGGAAAUCUUAUAGAGAUAACAAAGAAAGCAGAGAAAUUCGAGCUAAAGUAAAUUCAAACGAUUCGAGAUAUUACGAAUCAAAAUCCCUUCAACGUAACAGAGACUACGAACGAGACUAUAACAACGACAGCAAACAAGGAUAUCGCUACGAA